UUGCAGGAUGACUUGGAAGAAGAGCAUGCGGGAAGUGGGAGCGAUUCGGAGUCUGAAGUCGACAACGAAGGUGACGUUGCCGACAAGCAGUCUUCAGCAGUAACCAUGAAAGAUCUGAUGAAGACAGUUGACCAAGACAGGCAUAAUAAAAAAGCGGAGUCGGUAUCUGCACAAACUCAGACUUGGGAGCAGCUUUUAUAUGUGAAAAUAAAGCUACAAGCAGCACUGCGAGCUUUCAAUCAAUUACCUCGUGGACAACUUGCAAAAGAUUUGUUGAAGGAAGCAGAUGAAGAAACGAAGGCAAAUAUGAAAAAUUGCUCACGAAAAUGCCGCAAAACUGGUUUCUAA
This is a messenger RNA of Cooperia oncophora, 348 nucleotides long. The record is from the annotation of a GenBank genome assembly. NCBI's taxonomy places the organism in Eukaryota, Metazoa, Nematoda, Chromadorea, Rhabditida, Trichostrongylidae.